AUGGCAUCCCCCAUUUUUAUGUCAAAGCCCCCUCCAGGGUUCUCCAUUCUUGCCAUAGUAAGGGGUAUACAGUUGGGAUUGUUGGGAGCCUAUAGAACGCUUCAGAAUCCGGAUCUAUUCAAAUCUAAGUUUUAUCUGAGAGCGAUUAGUGCGAUAAAGAUUUCAAUCUUGAUUCAAAUUGCAAUCAACGCUCCUGUUUUCUUGUUAAAGUGGUUUUUAGUUACUGUUAACUUGUUCUUGAAGCAUAAGUGGAAACUUAAUAGUCUCAUAUCAGAUGUCAAUCAUUUUCAAAAACAUGUCCUAAAUAUAAACGUUUUUUUAAUAACGCUAAUUCGAUUUUUUAGGGAUGAUUUAGAUGAAGCAUUCCUUCUGAGCCUAAAAUACACAGAUGAGGUUAGAUUAAAAAAACAUCCGAACGAGCCUGAACAAGCAUAUUACAAAGGCUUAGUGGAGUUGCCGAAGUAUGAUAACGAAAGGAGCGACUCAAAAGUGAAAAAUCGUUACGUAAGGUUAGUCAAGUCUAAGUUCAAAAAUUCCACUGAGUUCCAAGCGUUUUUGAAAAGAUACUUAACUAACACUUCUAUUAACUUGAUGAUUUACCUCAUAUCAAGGAUGCCAAAGAUCGGAUCUGUUGUCAUGGCAUUGAUAUCGUUUCAAGUCUUUAAUGAUAAAAUAGGAACUGUUCCUUCUUCCAUAUUUAUUUGCUUGCUCAAUGUCCUUCCUAAAUAUUACAAUCGCAUUAUACUCGCUGCUUUUUGGGGUGCAAACAAUACAACUUAUGAUUUAUUGUUACCUUAUUUUAAUAGAGUGAAACUAACUAAAUUCGAGAAGGACCAAUGGGUGAAGUCCAGACAAGGUGUAUUAUUUGGAUUUGGCUUAUGCUAUUAUUUUUUGAUCAACAGAUUUCCAUGGGUCAGCAUAUUAACUUACGGUUUUGCGCAAUCUUCUAGUGCUUAUUUAAUUACUAAGAUCACUGAUCCACCACCUGCGCAAGCUAGCGCGUUGAUCAAUUGGAAUCCUACUCAACUAAUCUGGAAUAAGGAUAAAGAAAAUUAUAUUUUGACAGGAAACUUCUUUAAAACCGACGAGGGAUAUAGGCCCCUUCCGGGAUCUUCUCUCUUUGCUAUUUGA
Priceomyces carsonii is the source of this 1131-nucleotide messenger RNA. RefSeq lists its product as uncharacterized. The transcript has a single exon. Bases 1 to 1131 code for a protein of 376 amino acids. NCBI's taxonomy places the organism in Eukaryota, Fungi, Ascomycota, Pichiomycetes, Serinales, Debaryomycetaceae. The record is from RefSeq and is a predicted model, not a curated record.